UAAAACCGGGACAGUUUCGGUUGAAGAAGGAUUUUUGAUGCGAUCAAUAUUUUGGGAAUCCGUUCUCUCACGAUGAUGGAAUCGUGUUUUUACAACAAAUUGGAAAGCGUGGAGCGGGAAGUUAACUUCGACGACUUGAAGAAAAACCUAUUUUCUGAGUUUAAUUCCAUAGACUCCCAGGAGUCUUGCCUUGAAGAGCAUGAACACUUGCAGGUGUACCUUCGCAUUCGACCAUUCACAACAACUGAGAGUGAAAAUGGCGAAUCGCAGGACUGUGUUUCCAUCGAGCUCCCGGACACUGUCCUCCUGAAGGCUCCAAGGACUUCGCUCUCAGCACGGCUCCAUGACAAAUCGGCUCAACGGUUUCAAUUCUCACAGGUCUUAGGGCCAGAAACCACUCAGAGGGAGAUGUUUGACAGCACAGUGAGAGGCCUCGUCAAGGAGGUUCUGGAAGGUGGAAAUUCUCUCGUGUUCACGUAUGGAGUGACCAAUGCGGGAAAGACAUUCACUUUUCUAGGUCCAGAGGCCAAUGGAGGGAUCCUCCCCAGGUCUUUGAAUGUCAUCUUCAACAGCAUUGAGGGGCGUGUUUACGACCAGAUGACUAUCAAGCCACAGCGAUGCAGAGAGUUCAUCAGGCUCACUAAAGACCAGCAGAGUGAAGAGGCCACUAACAAGAGAAAUCUCUUCAGGCUCCUCAAGGAGAGUGAUAACCAGAAAAGCUUCACCAAUAAGACAACCCUGGAAGGGUCCACACUAAGUGACAUCGAGGGGACUGUGACGGAACCACGUUUCAGUCUGGUUGUUGAAGCGCACACCAAGUUCUCCAUCUGGGUGUCCUUCUGUGAAAUCUACAACGAGAACAUUCACGACCUGCUGGAGCCCGUUCCGACCGGAGCCCAGAAGAGAUCAACGCUGCGGCUAUCACAGGAUGUCAAAGGCAACUCCUUUGUAAAAGAUCUGAAGUGGAUACAAGUGAACAACGCGGAGGAAGCCUACAAGGUGAUGAAACUAGGAAAGAAGAACCAGAGCUUCGCCAGCACAAAGCUCAACCUCCUCUCGAGCCGGAGCCACAGCAUAUUUUCUGUUCGUAUCCUGCGGCUGGAAGAUGCUAGGAUUCCUCGUGUGAACUCUAUCAGCGAGCUGUCCUUGUGUGACCUGGCUGGGUCUGAGAGGUGCGCUAAAACUCAGAAUAAAGGGGAGCGUUUGAAAGAGGCUGGAAACAUCAACACUUCCCUGAUGACACUGGGCAAGUGCAUCAACACGUUACGGCAAAGCCAGCAAUCCAAGCUACCACAGCACGUCCCCUUCAGGGAGAGCAAGCUGACCCACUACCUCCAGGGCUUCUUCUGUGGCCGGGGCAAAGCCUGCAUGAUAGUCAACGUCAACCAGUGUGCCUCCAUGUACGACGAGACGCUCAAUGUGCUAAAGUUCUCCGCCGUGGCUCAGAAGGUGGUGGUGCUGACCACCAAGACCGUCCCCCACCUCGCCACCAAGAGGUCGGCCCGGGAACUGUCCAUGAUCAUCAACAACGCAGACAGGAAGUACCUGUUGGGUCAGAAGAGAAGGAGCUCCCUGGUUGGCUGGGAGACCAGUCUGGAGGACGUGCAGGAGCAUGACGACACGGAAGAGGAGAGCGUGAUGGAGACCAUGCAGGAAGUAGACUAUGAUGAAAAGGUUCUCAUCAAUAAAGACACUUAUGAGAGCCAGCUACUCCAGUUGACGGAGCUCCGGGAACAGCUCCAGAAAGAGAGGUCUGAAAACAUUGCUUUGGAAUCCCGGAUCCGUGACGAGGUCACCAAGGAGUUCUCGGAGUUCUUCUCUGAAAUGCAGACAGAUUACAAGGAGCGUCUGGCCAAAGAGGAGGAGAAUGUCGAGGAGAGAGCAGAGAAGCGUCUAGAGAUCCUGAGAAAUCUUCUGAACAUUAACACCAGUCAAGAGGAGUUGGACAGAGUAGAGCGAGCCACAGAGGACAGCUCACCAUUGGGAGAGAUGUUCGACUCCAUGUGCAGUGACCUGGCGGGCAUAAAGAAGGCGGCUUUGGAGGCCAAGACAUGUCUGGUGGUCACCCAACCCAGUGGCGAAACCAUCUCCAAUCUGGAAAAGAGAGUGGAUGAUCUCUUGGCGCAGCUCACUGUCAAAACCAAUGAACUAGAAAAUUGUUGCAAACAAGCGCGGCAAUCGAACGAACAGCUUGAAGAGGCUAGAAAGACUCUUGAGUCUCAGGAGCUGAAAUUCUCCUACUUCCUGGAGAUGUGUCGCGAGAAGGAUGAGAUGAUCACCACGCUUCAGAACACCGUAGACCAACAGGUCCAAGCCACCAUCAAGAAUAAGGCUACAUUUGACGGCAUCAAAAAUGAGAUCCUGCAACUGAAGAGCAGCUGCUCUUGCUCCAGAGGGGAGAGGCCCAGCUCUCGCGCAGAGAGCCGCAAACGGCUGGUGGACCUCCAGGCCAACCUGGAGGACCAGCCCCCCAGCAAGAAAGGGUUCCUGGGGAGAGGAGAGGAGGAGAUGGACAGAUUGCGCAGGGAGCUGGUGGAGGUACAAAAGGACAGUGGGCUUCUCCGAGACAAGCUGACAGAACAGAAAAGAGAAUUCCCAAAGACCCUAGAGGAGAGUGAGAAAAGGCCAGAAAUGGAGGCUAAAGCCAUGGACCACAGCGAGAACUCUGUAGCUGAAGUCGUGACGUUGAAGGGAAAGAUGGCUGCACUGGAGGAGAAGCAGUGCACCCACCAAACGGAGAGGGAGGCGGUCGUAACCGUGUCCCAGUCGGAUAACGACGAGUUCAUGUCCCAAACGGAGAGAGUGGCAGAGUUAGAGAAGACGCUGUUUGAGAAGGAGGCGCAGGUGUCAGGCCUGCAGAGGAGCCUGAGGGAGGCGCAGGACAUGCGGGAGGAUGAGGAGACCGCUACGGUGCAGGAGUCUCGUAAGAGGGAGGUGGAGAGGAGGCGGGAGUUGCUGGCUGUGGCUGAAGAGGCCAUCACUCAGAAGAACGCUGAGCUGGAGAGGAGAGAGCAGGUCAUCACCAGAUUGAAGGAGACGGCUAAACUUGACUCCGACAAAGUGAAGAGUUUGAGCCUGGACCUUGAGAGGAAAGACGACGACACUUCUGAUCUCAAAGAGAAGCUGUCCGACUCUAAGAAACAGAUCCAGCAAGUUCAAAUAGAGAUCAUCUCCAUGCGAGAAGAGGCGAAAUCUCUCAAACUUAAACUGCAGGACUUGGAGAAAGUGAAGAAACGGCAGCAGACAGACUUGGCUAAUAAAGACAGGACCAUACAGCAACUGAAAACAGAACAGUCUGCUGACGAGAACCUCAAGCUCAAUCCCAACGCCUGUAAAGACCUUCAGGCUAAGGAGCGUAUGAUGGAGGACAUGCGUCUGGCUCUGAUUGAACAGGAGGAUACCCAGACCCAACAGGAGCAGGUGCUAGAGGCCAAACUGGAUGAGAUUGACGCCCUCAUUGAAGAGGUGGAUAAACUGAAAGGACUGUUACGCUACCAAGACAGUGGGAAAGACACUGGAGCCCUGAGAGACAGCCAAUCGGACGAGGCCAAGCUAGCCAUACAGGAAGCAGUUCAGGCUCAAGUGACCUUGAAGCUGUGUACUGAGAAACACCAAGCUGACAAGAGGAAGUGGCUCGAAGAGAAGACUGUUCUGAUCCGGCUGGCCAAGGAGGCCGAGGAGAAGAGGAACCAGGAGAUGAGGAAGUUUGCAGACGGCCGUAAGCGUCACGCCAAGCAGCAAGCCCAAGUGGAAGGUCUGGUGGCCCAGCUCAGUGAGAAGGAGCAGGACCUACUGAAGUGGAGGAAAGAGAGGGACUCCCUGGUGACAGCUCUGGAGGUCCAGCUAACCAAACUCCUCUCCAGCAACGCAGACAAGGAUGAACAGAUAGCCAGUCUCCGCUGCCAUGCCUCCUCUCAGCCAGCAGAGGGGGACCAUGGCCAGGUGGAGGUAGUGGAGCUGCAGGGCCUUCUGUCUGACAGAGACACUGAGAUUCUUAACCUGAAGGAACAACUGAAAACUGCAUUCAAAGCCAGCAGCGACGCCUCUGUUCCUACUAAACACAGAGAGACAGCCAAUCAGCUCUCACAGACUGAAGCAGAGGAGUGCCCUUCCAAAGUCCGCGAGAGGACUCUCCAUGACAACGGUCAACUAGUACGCGACGUAAAGACGUGGAAGAGGACCAGUCAGGGGUCUGGGGGCUACCCAUCGGUGCUAGACUCCUCAGAGAUCUCCACAGAAGGAGGCAGGACCAGACGCUUCCCCAAGCCUGAGCUCGAGAUCUCCUUCAGUCCGCUGCAGCCCAACAGGAUGGCCCUGAAACGCCAGGGAGGGGCCGUGGUCAACGUCAAAAUCACCCGCAAGAGGAAGAGCUCUGAGAUGGACAAGAAGAUCGGAUGGCGCAGUCCAGCUAAAAGGAGAGCAACGCAUGAGCUCCCGUCUCAGGAUGAGGUGCACAAGGAGAACCAUAGAAACCCCAGAACCAGACUGGCUCCUAAAUUGGCUGUGCAUCAAGAGGUGCCAUCUCCGGCCAGGGGCAGUAAAGACCAGGGAUCCAUAAGGCCCCAGGACUCCCAGUCCAGCUUGCAUAGCAGGAAAGAAGGAACGAUGCAGAAGAUCGGAGUCUUCGGUAGCAAAGCUAAAAAGAUAAUGGGAUUGGUGAGCGGGAAAUCCCCAGAGACGGAAGGGGGGUCGUCCAUGAGCUUUAGACCCAUGAAGUCCAAGUGGAAGCUGUACAGACCAGAGAUCUCUUCCGCGAUAGACUUCUCCUCCCACCAGAUCUUCAGUGGCGUUCCAGACGAGAAAGAGAGUGACCAUCUCAUCGUCAAGAGAGAACUCCAGACUGAAGUCAAAGACGCUGCUCUUUAUGGUACAGGGAAAUGAAUGAAUAGAUUUUUUUUUUUUUAUGAAGGACAUCUUGAAGUUUACUUUAUUGUUAAGGCUGUUUUUCUUUCCAGAAGACGUAUUUUCUGAAGUCACUACCUCUUCCUCUUCGCUUCCUGUUUUCUUUCAUAUAGUCUUCAUUUAUCACUUCAUUCUAUUGUAUUUCUGCGUAUCUAACAUUGCACAUAUUAUGAUAAUUUCUCUCCAUUCUGUGCUAUGUAUAAUAUGAUUUAACAGAAUAUAAUCACGUUUUAUUAUUCUCAGUCCAGAACAUCAUCGUGGUGAUGCAGUAAUCUGAAGAUUUAGUAUAGUACUUUAUAAAAACACAGUAUAGUACUUUAUAAAAGCACAGUAUAGUACUUUAUAAAAGCACAGUAUAGUACUUUAUAAAAACACAGUAUAGUACUUUAUAAAAGCACAGUAUAGUACUUUAUAAAAGCACAGUAUAGUACUUUAUAAAAGCACAGUAUAGUACUUUAUAAAAGCACAGUAUAGUACUUUACUGUGAUCAUCUCUGAUGUUCAUGUAAAAACACAGUAUAGUACUUUAUAAAAGCACAGUAUAGUACUUUAUAAAAACACAGUAUAGUACUUUAUAAAAGCACAGUAUAGUACUUUAUAAAAGCACAGUAUAGUACUUUACUGUGAUCAUCUCCGAUGUUCAUGUAAAAACACAGUAUAGUACUUUAUAAAAACACAGUAUAGUACUUUACUGUGAUCAUCUCAGAUGUUCAUGUAAAAACACAGUAUAGUACCUUAGAAAAACACAGUAUAGUACUUUACUGUGAUCAUCUCAGAUUAUAAAAACACAGUAUAGUACUUUAUAAAAGCACAGUAUAGUACUUUAUAAAAACACAGUAUAGUACUUUAUAAAAGCACAGUAUAGUACUUUACUGUGAUCAUCUCCGAUGUUCAUGUAAAAACACAGUAUAGUACUUUAUAAAAACACAGUAUAGUACUUUACUGUGAUCAUCUCCGAUGUUCAUGUAAAAACACAGUAUAGUACUUUAUAAAAACAGUGUAGUACUUUAUAAAAAAAACAGUGUAGUACUUUAUAAAAAAACAGUGUAGUACUUUAUGAAAACACAGUAUAGUACUUUAUGAAAACACAGUAUAGUACUUUAUAAGAACAUAGUAUAGUACUUUACUGUGAUCAUCUCAGAUGUUCAUGUAAAAACAUAGUAUAGUACCUUAUAAAAACACAGUAUAGUGUCUUGUAAAAACACAGUAUAGUGUCUUGUAAAAACACAGUAUAGUGUCUUGUAAAAACACAGUAUAGUGUCUUAUAAAAACACAGUAUAGUGUCUUGUAAAAACAUAGUAUAGUACCUUAUAAAAACACAGUAUAGUACCUUAUAAAAACACAGUAUAGUACUUUACUGUGAUCAUCUCAGAUGUUCAUGUGAGAAAAAAAAAACAUCUGUAUGCUGAUGACACAAUUAUUAAUUUAUGCGUAUCUAAUAUUCAGGAGACUUUUCAGGACUUACAGGCUUUUGAUGUUAUUCAAAGGCAGCUUUUCCAAUUGAAACUUAAUGCAAGGAAAACAAAAAUGCAUGGUUUUCUCUUCCCUGAAAGUUAACAGAUUGAGUCACAUGCAGAUUUUAACUAUACAAUUCCAGCAAAUUGAUAGGUUCACCUCCUAUAAGUAUCUUGGGAUUUAGUACUUUAUUGUGAUCAUCUCAACAAUGUUCAUGUAAAAAAAAACACAAAAAAACACUAGUUUCUUUUUGUGGAGCAGAAUGAAUAUCUCACUAGGGACAACCACUACCAAGUUCUAUUUGUGUUGAUAAGGCAUGGUGCAACGUAGAUAUAGGGCCCUAUUCAAUCAGAUCUGCUAAUCAGCGUAGUAUCUGGGAUAAGACGGAACACCAUCACAAACUGCUCUUUUGGUUUAACUCAGUAAACCUUUUUUGUUUUACUAAAUGAAUCUAAAUGUCUUUCCCAGUCUCCUUUUUCAAUACCACUGCUAACAUAUACCAAGUUGGUUGAAUAAAACACUACGAUUCUUUUAAUAGUUAAACACUACUAUUCCUUUGUAAUACUGUACUGCUAACAUAUACCCAGGUGGUUUAAUAAAACACUAUAACCUG
This is a messenger RNA of Oncorhynchus nerka (sockeye salmon), 6969 nucleotides long. RefSeq names its product kinesin family member 20Ba (gene kif20ba). Gene Ontology annotation, biological process: microtubule-based movement. Lineage: Eukaryota; Metazoa; Chordata; Actinopteri; Salmoniformes; Salmonidae. The coding region runs from base 73 to 4881 and encodes 1602 amino acids. Gene Ontology annotation, cellular component: kinesin complex; microtubule; nucleus. The transcript is spliced from 33 exons. Gene Ontology annotation, molecular function: microtubule motor activity; ATP hydrolysis activity; ATP binding. The record is from RefSeq and is a predicted model, not a curated record.